AUCAAUUAUCAAGACCUUCAAGAGUGCGCUCAGCAUUACAACUGUACCAACAGCCAGUCAACAAGAUGCUUUCUCUAGUCCUUUCAGCUGAACUCACAGGAGUCACUGAACUUCGCCCUCAAGACACUCCUGAGAACCCCUACUACUACACUUUCAAGGUGCAAUGCACGUCCUGUCGUGAGACACACCCAAACUGGGUCAGCUUCAACCGUUUUGAGCAACACGAAAUCCCUGGAAGCCGCGGAGAGGCGAACUUUGUCUGGAAAUGCAAGCUUUGCCAAAAAACCCAUUCUGCCUCUAUCGUCGCAGGUCCAAAUGUGUACGAAGCAGAUGAAAAGCGCAAGGGCCGGAAAGUGAUCGACAUUGACUGCCGCGGUCUUGAAUUUACCGAGUUCAAAGCUGAUGGCGAAUGGGAGGCUAAGGGCACCGAGUCUUCCACUCCUUUCACGGCCAUCGACCUGUCUGAGAGCGAGUGGUAUGACUAUGAUGAGAAAGCUGGAGAUGAAGUUUCCAUCAAGGAAAUUACCUGGGAGGUCGGUACAGAGAUGGUUAUUCGUCUCAAGUGGGGUCAGACCGAGUACAAGGGCAAGCUGGAGAGCAUCGACUCGUACAUGAACGUGCUAUUGCGGGACACGGAGGAGUUCAUUGAUGGAAAGAACACAGGAACUCUUGGACUUGUGCUUAUUCGGUGUAACAACAUUCUCUGGAUGGGAUCGGCAGACAACGUCGAGAUGACGGACCUGGGGCUGCGGUAGAGAAAGGUUCGACCGGGCGUCGUUUACGAAACACCAUGCGAGAACGAAAUGCAAAUACCAGCUUGUGUCUCCUUGGGAAAGAUACGUCGGUGGACGAAAGAGAAUUGUUAAAUGAGCUUUGAGAACUGGCUAUCACAGGCUCUGUCUAUCUUCUUGUUUCUGGCACGAGGCGUUUUCAAUGAUGGCUUCUAAAUACAAUAUUUUUGGGUGACAUGGCAAUUCAAUCUGCAAACGACGAAGAGCCUAGAAUUUGCGAUCUAAGGAACAAGAAAAAGCCCUCUUUAUCGCUGGCGCUCGAUCGUCGAAUAAUGGCAAUGUCGUGCUGUUUACGAAGCAUGCGACAAUAAAAUGUCUUAAUUUCUUGAAGUAUAUAACCGCUUAGACCAACCAAAUUAAAGGAAGAGUGGAAAACAACCCAAAGGUUUUUUUUGGGAUACAUUGACUGU
Messenger RNA from Aspergillus nomiae NRRL 13137, 1201 nucleotides. RefSeq lists its product as uncharacterized. Gene Ontology annotation, biological process: spliceosomal snRNP assembly. Gene Ontology annotation, molecular function: RNA binding; zinc ion binding. Gene Ontology annotation, cellular component: spliceosomal complex. NCBI's taxonomy places the organism in Eukaryota, Fungi, Ascomycota, Eurotiomycetes, Eurotiales, Aspergillaceae. The record is from RefSeq and is a predicted model, not a curated record. The transcript is spliced from 7 exons. The annotation marks the transcript as partial.